AUGUCUUCGUUUCUUAAUAAACUUCCAUGUGAAAUUUAUCAUAUCAUUUUCGAUUAUUUUUGGGCUCAUGAAAUAUUACAUUCAUUUCUUAAUAUCAAUGAUUAUAUCGAUAGUAUUCUAUUCAAUUAUCAGAAUUAUAAAAUCAAUGGUCAAUCAAUUCGUAAAUCUCAUUUUGAUCUUAUUUAUCAAAAAAUUCAACCAAAUCAAGUUACUUCAUUAAUUUUAUCGAAUGAUAAUCAUACACCAAAUCAAUCUGAAUUAUUUCGAUCUAGAGUUUCAAUUGAACAAUUUACACGAUUACGAGCAUUUAAAUCUAUUGAAAUAGCUGAUGAAGGUGCAUCAUACUUUUCAGAUUUAUAUAAACUUAAACAUCUUAUUAGUCUUGAAAUUAUUCUAAGAGAUAAACUACCAUUUAUUAAACCUAGUCCAUCAUUACAACGAUUGAUUAUAAAAGAACAUAGUAAAUCUUAUUUUAAUUAUAAUGUUGAUCCAAUAAUAACUACAAUUCACUUUGAACAUAUACGUUACUUAACAUUAUCAACUUGUUCCUGUAAAAAACUUCAAGAAAUAUUUCAUCGAGCUAUACAUCUGAUAUCAUUGAAUGUUACAUUUACGUUUGCAGAUAAAAAACAAAUGGCUAGACUCAUUAAUUUUCAUCAAAAACAAUCGAAAAUAAUUCCUCUCAAAUAUUUAUCAUUAACUAUUGGAGAAGAUGUCAUUCCAAUAACAAUAGCACGUGCUCAUCUCGAAGGAUUUCUUACUCCAUUUACAUGCUUACAAAAAUUCGAAUUGUUCAUUUAUUGUCAUAUGAAACCUGAAUGUUAUGAUGCAGAUCGAUGGAAAAUAUUUAUUGUUAAUAAUCUAUCACGAUUAACAACAUUUAAUUUUAAAUUUUCGGAUGUUAAUAUUGAUGAAAAUGUACUUGAUAAAUAUCGUCAACCAUUUUGGAUGGAAAAAUGUUGGUUUGUUGCUACAAAUGAGAAUUACUCAUCUCUUUAUACAGUACCUUAUUUUUUUCGAACUUCAACGAAAUAUUCAUCUAAUUCAAUAUCAUCAAAAUAUACAACAUUAUCCAUUAAACAACAUAUUACUUGUUAUGAUCGUGUUAUUGAGUUAGAAUUUGAUUCAGAUCAUCGACAAGCACUUCAUCGUUAUAAUAAUAUUGAAAAAAUUUCUCUUUCAACUUUAAAUAUUGAUAAGGAUGUUAUUGGUCUAUCAAAAGUAAAAUCAUUAGUUAUAAAAGAAGAAUCUCAAUGGACAUUCGGGAAAACUUUACUAUUUAUUAAAGAAGAAAUCCCAUCUGUUAAUGAUCUUUGUUUAAGUGAUCCUCAUCCUAAUCUUGAUGUUGAGAAUAUUCCAGAUAUUUCACUUGAACAAAUUAAAACAUUAACAUUACCUGCAUAUGAAGAACCUUACGAUGAUGAUUGUUUUCCUUGGUCUCAAUAUUUUCCAUGUGUGGAACGAUUAAUUGCUAAUGUUAAUUCAAAAACUCAAAUACCAGUUUUAAUCGAUGAAUUUAGAAGUAUGGUUAGCGGUGUCUUUUAUGUUGAUUCACGUUUCAUUGAUAGAAAAAAUCCCAUUGAAAUAACAAGUGAAUGGCUAAUAAAAAAUACACAUCGUUUAAGAAACAGAAAUCUCAAUGAUUUUGUUUGUAAAAUCAAUGACAAACUUAGUCGCUUUUCAGUUUGUGUAUGGCUCGCAGACGACAAAGAUCACAAAUUGUAA
This is a messenger RNA of Adineta steineri, 1725 nucleotides long. The record is from the annotation of a GenBank genome assembly. Lineage: Eukaryota; Metazoa; Rotifera; Eurotatoria; Adinetida; Adinetidae.